Molecule: messenger RNA, 315 nt
Organism: Pneumocystis jirovecii RU7
Lineage: Eukaryota; Fungi; Ascomycota; Pneumocystomycetes; Pneumocystales; Pneumocystaceae
Exons: 2
Coding region: 1-315 (104 amino acids)
Source: RefSeq, a predicted model, not a curated record
AUGAAAUUGGGGCGAGAAUAUGAUUCACUUUUGGCUAUAGCCUCAACAAAUGAUUGGGAGCAGCAAAUACGGCUAGAAAAGCUUAAAAAAGCAAAGGUUCAGCAAGAGGCAGAAAAGUCUCUUAAAGAGCAGCAGGAAUGUGAAAAAGAGAGGCAGGAAAGGCAUAGACAACAGGAAGAACGAAAAAAGGCGUUAGAACAAGCAUCAGUACAAAACUUGGUGGUGAAACCGGUUAUAUCGGAAAAAAGUAUAUCACAGGAAAAUAAGGGGUCUUUGCCACAUAAAAAAACAGGUUAUCGGUCUAAGGUAUCUUGA